Molecule: messenger RNA, 2432 nt
Organism: Arabidopsis thaliana (thale cress)
Lineage: Eukaryota; Viridiplantae; Streptophyta; Magnoliopsida; Brassicales; Brassicaceae
Gene: EBS5
Product: HCP-like superfamily protein
Exons: 6
Coding region: 137-2173 (678 amino acids)
Biological process (GO): ERAD pathway
Cellular component (GO): endoplasmic reticulum membrane
Source: RefSeq, marked reviewed
UGGCAAUUUAUGGACUAUUGAAAGACGUUAUUGCCCCUUUCAUCUUCAUUCUUUCUUUGGUCAUCCAUCUGAAAAUUCGAUCUGAUCACUGAGAAACUACGGCGACGACGAAGAAUACGGUGGAGGAGGAAGUACAAUGAGAAUAUUAAGCUACGGAAUCGUUAUUCUCUCUUUACUCGUUUUCUCUUUCAUUGAAUUUGGCGUUCACGCUCGUCCCGUCGUUCUCGUCCUCUCAAAUGACGAUCUCAAUAGCGGCGGCGAUGAUAACGGAGUCGGAGAGUCCUCUGACUUCGAUGAGUUUGGAGAAUCCGAACCUAAGUCCGAAGAGGAGCUUGAUCCCGGUUCAUGGCGAUCGAUCUUCGAGCCAGAUGACUCAACAGUCCAAGCAGCCUCGCCGCAGUACUACUCCGGCCUCAAAAAGAUUCUAUCGGCGGCGAGUGAGGGAAAUUUCAGGUUGAUGGAAGAAGCAGUGGAUGAGAUAGAGGCUGCUUCUUCAGCUGGAGAUCCACACGCACAGUCGAUAAUGGGGUUCGUUUACGGGAUAGGAAUGAUGCGAGAGAAGAGCAAAAGCAAGUCGUUUCUUCACCAUAAUUUCGCAGCUGCUGGUGGGAAUAUGCAGUCGAAGAUGGCACUUGCGUUCACGUAUCUUCGUCAAGAUAUGCAUGAUAAAGCUGUUCAAUUAUAUGCUGAAUUAGCAGAGACAGCUGUCAAUAGUUUUCUGAUCUCAAAGGAUUCUCCGGUGGUUGAACCAACUAGAAUUCAUAGCGGAACUGAAGAGAACAAAGGUGCUCUAAGGAAAUCUCGAGGCGAGGAGGAUGAAGAUUUCCAGAUAUUGGAAUAUCAGGCACAGAAAGGGAAUGCUAAUGCAAUGUACAAAAUUGGACUGUUCUACUACUUUGGCCUGCGAGGAUUAAGGCGUGAUCACACCAAGGCAUUGCAUUGGUUUUUGAAAGCAGUAGAUAAAGGAGAGCCGAGGUCAAUGGAACUUCUGGGGGAGAUAUAUGCUAGAGGAGCUGGUGUUGAAAGAAAUUAUACCAAGGCACUUGAAUGGCUUACACUUGCUGCAAAAGAAGGUCUCUAUUCAGCAUUUAAUGGAAUUGGCUACUUGUAUGUCAAAGGCUAUGGAGUAGAUAAGAAAAACUAUACUAAGGCAAGAGAAUAUUUUGAGAAGGCUGUUGACAAUGAAGACCCCAGUGGGCAUUAUAACCUUGGAGUUUUGUAUCUUAAAGGCAUCGGAGUCAACAGGGAUGUGAGGCAGGCAACAAAAUACUUCUUUGUUGCUGCAAAUGCUGGUCAACCAAAGGCUUUCUAUCAACUCGCCAAGAUGUUCCAUACUGGUGUUGGGCUUAAGAAGAAUCUGGAGAUGGCGACUUCAUUUUAUAAGCUAGUAGCAGAAAGGGGGCCGUGGAGUUCUCUCUCUAGAUGGGCUCUUGAAGCUUACUUAAAAGGUGAUGUGGGUAAGGCUUUGAUUUUGUACUCAAGGAUGGCAGAGAUGGGUUAUGAAGUGGCACAAAGUAAUGCUGCCUGGAUCCUCGAUAAAUACGGCGAAAGAAGCAUGUGCAUGGGAGUAUCUGGAUUUUGCACAGACAAAGAGAGACAUGAGCGGGCACAUUCUUUGUGGUGGCGGGCCUCUGAACAAGGCAAUGAACAUGCUGCUCUGCUUAUUGGAGAUGCAUAUUACUAUGGCCGGGGAACUGAGAGAGAUUUUGUGCGUGCGGCAGAAGCAUACAUGCAUGCUAAAUCACAGUCCAAUGCGCAAGCAAUGUUCAACCUCGGUUACAUGCAUGAACAUGGACAAGGACUUCCCUUUGAUCUCCAUUUAGCAAAACGUUACUAUGAUGAAUCCCUUCAGAGCGAUGCAGCCGCGAGAUUGCCAGUCACACUUGCUCUCGCUAGCUUAUGGCUCCGUAGAAACUAUGCUGAUACCGUCCUGGUGAGAGUUGUGGAUUCAUUACCAGAAGUGUAUCCGAAGGUAGAGACUUGGAUAGAGAAUGUGGUGUUUGAAGAAGGUAAUGCAACAAUACUUACACUCUUUGUCUGUCUCAUCACAAUUCUCUAUCUCCGGGAAAGACAACGUAGACAAGUCGUCGUUGUUGCCGAUCCAGUGGCUGCUGACGUGGCACAACCGCUCGACGCUGAUGUGGCGCAACACCUCGCUGCGUUCCCACGGUAAUCAAUUGAUAAUCGUUUUCGUCAUUGUAAUAGCAGAGAAUAAUGGCUUUUUGGUGUGUUUUUUUCUUUCUAAAUGUACAGUUAAAAGUUACAACUUUACUUCGAACCAAAAUGUGUGAAACAGUGUAUGUAGGGCCUAUAUCUCUUAUAGAUAUGGCCCAUAACGUUAUAUUGACAAACUUUAAAGCUCACUGAUCUUCAAUGCUGAUGUUGUCUUUUUGUUUUUGAAUUUUGAACUAGCUGAGAGAAGUUAUAUUUAC